Messenger RNA from Oryzias latipes (Japanese medaka), 2880 nucleotides. NCBI's taxonomy places the organism in Eukaryota, Metazoa, Chordata, Actinopteri, Beloniformes, Adrianichthyidae. The record is from RefSeq and is a predicted model, not a curated record.
UUUAGGCGGAGUUACUAUGAGAGGAACCCGAGGUGGCCUGCAGUCCACCAGUCUUCCAGGGUCUCUGGAUGUCUGUUCCUGUAAGUCGUCACAGAAUGUGUAGCCAAAGAGCAGGACGGAGCGGUUUACAGGCAUCCAAGUCUCUCUGUCAGAGAGUCAUUCUGGAUUAAAGUAUCUGCUGGCUCACAAAGAAGAAGCAGAGAGGUCGACGCAGAGGGGCAGCAGCUGAAGCAUGGGGGUAUUAUGAGACAAAACUCAGCCUGCUUUAGUCGGACAUGGGAAAAGACAUCCUCCCCUCCUUGUAAGAUGUUUCCUCAGCACAGAGAAAGAGAACAGCCGAUCUUCAGUACCCGCGCCCAUGUGUUCCAGAUCGACCCCGCCACCAAGAGGAACUGGAUACCUGCUAGCAAGCACGCCGUCACGGUGUCUUUCUUCUAUGAUGCCAACCGCAACGUGUACCGCAUCAUCAGUGUGGGUGGAACUAAAGCCAUCAUCAACUGCACUCUCACCCCCAGCAUGACAUUCACAAAGACAUCACAGAAGUUUGGUCAGUGGGCAGACAGCAGGGCCAACACUGUCUAUGGUCUGGGUUUUGCCACAGAGCAGCAGCUGCAUCAGUUUUCAGAAAAGUUUAAGGAGGUGAAAGAUGUUGCAAGGCUGGCUCGAGAGAAGUCUCAGGACAAGGACUUAGCCAACAGCGCCCUCACCAUUGCUGCCCCUCAGUUUUCACAGGACCUCUCGGAUGAACUCCAGUCUCCGCCCGUGAUGUGUGCGAAUGGACCAGAUGAUAAGCUGUUUCGCAGUCAGAGUGCAGACAUAACUUUGUCUGCAGAGAAGGAGCGCAUUAAGAAGAUGCUGUCUGAAGGGUCUAUUUGUGAAAUGAAUCUGGAUGCAGAGCUUUUCACUUUACAGGACAACAACUCCAGGUUGGUGGCAGCUUUGCACGAGGCCAACGCCAAUGUGGAGCAGUGGAAGAAGCAGCUGGUGGCGUACCAGGAGGAGACGCAGCGACUGCGAGACCAGGUGGCUGAGCUGGAGGCGCAUGGAGGCCAGGGACCCAGUGAGCUGCUGAAGAAUGAACUGACUCAGUCCCUGGAGGAGCUGGAGGCCCUCCUCAAGGCCAAAGACGAGGAAAUUCACAUUUUACAGGGCAAGAAAGCUGAGUACCAUGAAAUGGAGCAUGAGCGGGAUAAGGCCAUCCACAGGAUGAGGGAAUUGGAAAUGCGAAACUCAGAGUUGGAGCGUCGAAUCCAGAACACGGAGCAGAACCUGAGUAACUCCCUAGAAGACCGGGAUCGCAUGGACACAGAGAUACAGAGGGCCAUCGAAAUUCUGGAUAUUAAGAUUUUUGACCUGAAUGAUUUACGCCAGAGCCUUGUCAAACUUCUAGUGAAAUAAAAACAGAGGACAGAAGACAAACCCACGAUUCUGAGUCUGUAAACUCAAGGAGUCAAAAACAGAUGACACUGUUCAUCUGUUCACUCACUUGCUUUAGGUUGUUUUUAGGAGUUAAAGUCAGUAAACUAAACCAAAUAUGCGCUAAGUGCUUGAACAGGUCACAUAUUGAAAUAGCUGCUUUUGGAUUUUCUGUGUUAGGACAUUUGCAAACACAAAAGCGAUGUAGGAGCCAGAUGCCUUGUUAUGUCUUCUUUGCAACAUAAACAGAUAUACAAGUAAGCAAACAAAGCAAAAAGGAUUCUUUUUAUAGAUUAGUCCAUUGAAGAGACAAUAAAAUAUUCUUAGAGAAUAAAAAGUUUAGUCGAGGAGAUCAACACAUAGCUAUGCAGGGGAGGAUAAAUGCGGCCCGAUGUGUGAAUGUGCUUGAAAUGAUCAGUUAGUCUAGAAUUUACAUAAAUACACAUUAGGUCACAUUACUGAUGCAGUAUUAUGAAAUUGGUGGGAAUUUUUUUUUGUCCUCUCUCUCUAUCUCUCUCUGUCUAUAUUUCUCUCUAUAUACACACAAACACAUAUAGUAAAGAUUUUUUUAUAGUAACUGCUUCCCUGCUCAACCAAACUUGGACUGGCAGAAAGCCUGAGGUGCCACAUUUCCAAGGAUGGGUGCAUGUUUGCAUGAACUCUGUCAAUGCCUAACGCCUCAUUUGCCGUUGACUCUUUGGUUUAUUGGCUUCUUGAAGAUAAAAAAAUGGAAUGCUGGUAAAUGAAGAGGUUCUUCAUCAUCAAAACAGAAGCCUUGGUGGAGUGUGGGAGAACCAAACACAGCCACAACAGCCCAGCCCGGGACGUCCUCUUCAUGCUGUUCACACACUAAAGUGGGAUGACAGUCCUUCCUCCAAGCAGCUCUCUGGAAUCAGCAUGCGCAUUAGCCAGUGUGGAUGUGCUGCUGGCUUUGGGACAGAUAGCAUGCCUGUGCUGCCUAUGCAGAUCCAAAAAGUAUUUACUACUGUUAAGGUUUCUAAAACUCCUGGACUAUGAUGGAUGAUGGAGUAUGGAAAUGCCACCUGACAGCACUCUGGGUCCACCAAAACAUGCUUUUCUACACAUCGUACCUUCAAUCCAACAGAGCUAAAAAGUGAAAAAAAAAGUGGUGCAAAUGGGCCGCUAAGUGAAAGACAGUCGUGGGAGCCCCAUGAAUCCAGGGAUGGCCUGGGAGUCUGUACAGACUCUCUAGGCCAGUGGUCUUCAACCCUUCAAUAUCCUCGUGAAAAUAUAUACGGGAAUUUACCCUUUCUUUGAUUUUACCUUCUGCUAUGGACAAUAGCCUUGACAGUCUGACUCUUUUUUCUGCUUGACAACCCCAAUGAGAAUUUGUCUGCAACUUUUGUCUUUAUUUUUGAAGCCUUACUGUUUUCUUUUUAGAGUGUAAGUAAACAGCUUAUUGACGGUCAGUGUUCAACUGUAAAUAAAACAGAAUGUAGCUAC